This is a messenger RNA of Macrobrachium nipponense, 3108 nucleotides long. RefSeq names its product probable endonuclease 4. The record is from RefSeq and is a predicted model, not a curated record. Gene Ontology annotation, molecular function: zinc ion binding; DNA binding; DNA-(apurinic or apyrimidinic site) endonuclease activity. Gene Ontology annotation, biological process: base-excision repair. The transcript has 9 exons. Gene Ontology annotation, cellular component: mitochondrion; nucleus. Bases 31 to 1410 code for a protein of 459 amino acids. Lineage: Eukaryota; Metazoa; Arthropoda; Malacostraca; Decapoda; Palaemonidae.
CUUAAGAAGGGGGGGGUCGUGGAUGGCACCAUGAGUGAAAAAGUAAGAGUUUCAAAAAUCAAAGAAAAGAAAGGAAAAUUUUUAAAGAGAGAAUUAAGUGAAAAGGAACAAGCAAGUGCACUUGAAGAACCCAUGAUGCUUGCAGCUGGAACUUCAGAACAGGUGAAUGGCAUUCAAAGGAAAAGAAAUAGUUCUAAAGGUAGGAAUACCCAGCCUAGGAAAAGAAACAAGGUUAUAGCAGCAGUGGAAUCUGUGCAUUUUGAGGGAGAAGAAAAGAUUCCUGUUUUGGAAGACAAGGUUGUAGCCAGAAAUACGAUUCAUGAAGCUGCCAAACAAAUUAAGGACAAAGAGAAGGAAACAAAUCAAACUAAAAGUCAAACUGAGAAAAAGAAAAGCUGCAGCAUGGACAAAGACAGCCCAGAAGACAAUGAGGAAAAGAAAUUUAAGGCUGUCAAAAGAGAUCCUCAAAAACAGAAUAAGGAGGAAAAUGAACAGCCAGUUCCAAGACCUGCCAAAUAUGAGAGUCUUGGGGAAGGCCCUCCCUCAGUUCCAUCCACUGGGAAGAUGUAUGUAGGAUGCCAUGUGUCUGGAGCAGGUGGACUUUGGAAUGCAUUUACCAAUGCAGAAGAAUGUAAUGCCAAAUCAUUUGGACUUUUUCUACGUACUCAGCGUCAGUGGGCUGCCAAACCCCUUGAUGAUAGCACUGUAACUAAAUGGAAAAAAGCUUUGAAAGAUCUGCCACCACAUUUAAUUCUCCCACAUGGAUCUUAUUUAAUGAAUCUUGGUUGUCCCGUCCCAGAAACAUUGAUUAAAAGCCGUGCUAUGCUCUUGGAGGAAAUUGGCCGUUGUGAGAAAUUGGGGAUACCUCAUUUCAAUUUUCAUCCUGGUUCUACACUUGGAAAAAUUUCUAGAGAAGAAUGCUGCAAAACCAUUGCCGAGAGUAUCAAUAAUGUAGCUGAGCAAACUAAGGGUGUAAUAUUUGUUCUAGAAAAUAUGAGUUGCCAGGGAAACACAGUUGGAGGAGAUUUCCAUGAGUUACGAACCAUCAUAGAAAAUGUGAAAGACAAGACAAGAAUUGGUGUUUGUCUUGAUACAUGUCAUGCGCAUGCUGCAGGAUAUGACCUUGGUACUGAGUCUGGCUUUGAAAGAUUUAUAGAAGACUUUGGUAAGAUUGUGGGGUGGCAGUUUCUCCGAGGGCUACACAUUAAUGACUCUAAAGGAAAAUCUGGCAGCCACCUUGAUCGACACGAAAACAUCGGGAAAGGCACGAUUGGCAAAAUGGGCUUUAGUCGUAUUAUGAACUGUAAACACUUUCUAGACUUACCUCUUAUCUUGGAAACCCCAUGGGUUAGUAAUGCAGGCUAUUCCAAAGAAAUAAAGCUUCUUGAAAGUUUAAUUGCUAAUAAAUAAAAAAAAUUGGGUUGGCAUUAUAAAUUAGAGUAUUCUUUCCAGUCUUAUGGUUUAUUGUAGUCUCUUAAGAAAAAUAUAACAAUUUUAAUUAUCUCUUUUGGAUAGCUAUAAAUUAUUUUCUUCUUGUAUAUGAAUUGAGAGUUACUUUAGAAGAUUCCUAUCCAGAUUUUGGGUAACUAUAUUAUUUUUAUCUUAUUGUGAGGUAAAUGUACUAUUUUAUAGUUACAACUGCUAAGUUUUUUUCUUUUUUUUUUUCAUAAGAUAGAUUGCAAAGGAUUGUUAGCAUUAACUUUAAUUAGUACCUUCAUUUUAUUUUAAGUCACAUUUAUGGUAUUAAUGCUCAUACGAUAAAGCAAAUCUUGACCUACUUCUGUUAAUGAAGGCUAUCUAUGGAAUGAUUUAGGUCUGGUGAACAUCAGCAAAGUCAUGCAGGGAAAUGCUAAGAAGGUGAAAUUAUAAAUGUCAUUCAUUUGAUGUUUACCAGCAUAAAAGGAUUGUUUAUCCAUUGAUAAAUAAGACACUUGACUAUGUUCUGUGCAGUACCAAAGUAUUGGUGAUGGAUGAACAGCCAUUUGUUUCAAAGCACUAUGGAGGUCACUGAAGCUGAAGGAUGCACUCGUUUAGUUUCGGUAAGGCAUAGUAUUUGUUUUAAGCAUUAAAUAUUUUGCCAUACUACUACUUUUUAUUAUUUAAGUUGGAGUGCAUACAGUUUGCAAAGGUAUGCAGUGCUAAGUAAAUUUGAUUACUUCAUUUACAGUGUUGCAAGACUUGGCUAUCUGGAUACAAGAAAAUUUGAAAUGUAUAGUUAGAAUCUACAAAAUCUAAGUGCAUAAAGGUGAGUUAGGGCAUAAUCAUGAAAGAUACAUAUAGCUCAUGGAGAUACAGAAUUUUAAAACUUGUAUGUUUCAUAAGUUACAGACCACAAAUAUCUUUCAGUAAGAGAGCUCCCUUACUUACUCCAUCACGUGUCCCCUUUAUGGGGCUAGUGUUUUCAGUACAAUCCACAUGUUGCACUAUAUGCAAUACUAAAUCUAUACCCUUUUGAUCUUAGCUACCACCCACCCUUUUAUUCCUCCUUUCUUUCAUUUCGCUGUCCAUCCCUUAAGACUUGUUUGUCAUAUUAUUUACUUUCUAGAUCUGUAAAGUGCUCCAGUGCUUGGCUUUAUAGCCUAAAUUUUAUUAUUCAUUCAUUUGUUCAACAUGUUUGCUGUUCAUUACCUUGGAAACUUGAGCAGUUGUGGACAAAUUAGCCAAAGAUACUGCUAAGAAAGACUGACUAAUAUGUUUCUUUUUCAUAAUUGGAAUGCAAAAAUUAGACAAAAAUUUUGUAUAUAAUGUACUAACAUUUUAUAUUUUUUUGUUAAAUGACUACUAUGGUGGUUAGAAAAUUUGUAAGACUUGGCAAAUAAUAAAUAAGAAGAUGGGUGCCUCCAAAGACAGUGCUGCUAAAAUAUUUUAAAUGCUUCCUGGUACAAAGAGAAGUAUUUAUUGGAUGUAUUUACUACAGAUUACAUAAUACCAGAAACAAAGAGGAGCAAUUAUUCAUUUAUAAUAAUGACUGGGUAUGGUACCAAAUAGUCUGUGAGUAGGAUAAGUUUGAUGGAAAGGUGGGUGGUGAUCAACUUAGGUAAUCGCCUUACUUUUAGUUACUGUCCCAUGAAACGGAGUUACAUGUAAAAAAUAAAAUUAAGCAAUUAU